This is a messenger RNA of Rodentolepis nana, 1344 nucleotides long. The record is from the annotation of a GenBank genome assembly. NCBI's taxonomy places the organism in Eukaryota, Metazoa, Platyhelminthes, Cestoda, Cyclophyllidea, Hymenolepididae.
AUGAGAUGUAUUGCUUCUUAUGGGGAAUUAUCCCAUCAAGACGUUAUUUGUUGUGGAAUAGUGCUAAUAUUGUCUGACUGGGGAAGUAUUCCAGUUCUCAUUAAAGUUUGUCUCACUGCUCCCAUGUCUGGAUACAAGCACUUUGAUCAAGAAAAUUAUUUCAUGCUGCAUUCAGAUGAAAUCAAAGUCUUUUUCUCAACCAUGGAUAAUGUUGUCCUCGAUCACUUUAUGAGACUUUUACUAUUGAAUUGUUCCACCUAUUUCUUACCUUCUCCAAUUGGUGCAAUAUGCGAACGACUGAAAACCCAUCUAAUUAUCGCUUUUCUGUCUUCGUUCACUCUACUUCCUGUUUUGACUAGGAUCAAUUUUGCGAAUACUCCUCAAAAUUCGGGAUUCUUCAACUUUCGACUGUCGAGAUUCGUUGUAAAAGAAAGCAAUCGUAGAAGACUGGAAUCGGAUACAGUGCCUCCAACUUCAUCUUCCAGUGCUUUUCAGCCGGUUUAUUCCGGUCUUAGGCAAACUGUCCACCUCUUAAUAUCCGUUGUAUUAGUGGUGGUGAACCUCUUUUGUUCUCUAUGCUCCUUAUUUCGGGCCCUUGCCUUGUCUGAAUUUGACUUGGGGGAUGGUAAAUUUGCCAUCUCUAGCCUGUGGAUACUGGUUGGAUCUUCCCUCAUUUGCCUGACCUUCUACUAUUUACUGAAGCACUUUCUUUCUCAAAACGGUACUAACGAUUUGUGUGCGAGACGAAUAUCUCGACGUGAAAGACGUCUAACCAAAUCAGAGCUAUAUGAACUUCCACCCAUCGGUAUUGAGGCAAAUGUAAAUCCGCUGGAAAAGCAUUGUGACGUCCAUCACAGUGAAGUAAAAAUUGAUCCGGUUGAUAUGGAUGCCCUUCCUAUAGUUCCAAAGUUGCCAAAGCCUGCUUGUGCUGUCAAAUCACGAGCUGAUGAAGCAGAUGCUAUAUCGGCAAUGUCAGACGCUGAAAUUCUUCGUAUGGUGAGUGAAGGACGUCUUAAGACGCGUGAAUUGGAGACAGCUGUGAAAAGUUUGCCACGAGCUGUGAGUCUUCGUAGGCAGGAUCUGGCCUCUCGACUCGCCAACCCAUUGGCGGUGAAUGACAUUCCCUACAUAAACUACGAUUACCGCGCUGUGAUGGGUCAGUGUUGUGAGGAGGUGAUUGGCUAUAUACCGAUACCCUUGGGCAAGGUUGGUCCUCUGCUAUUGGAUGGAAAAGAGCACUACGUCCCAAUGGCUACAACUGAGGGUUGUUUAGUUGCAAGCACGAAUCGUGGCUGUCGGGCUCUCUUUCUGGCCGGUGGUGUCAAAACUGCCCUCUUCAGGUAA